Arabidopsis thaliana (thale cress) is the source of this 1531-nucleotide messenger RNA. Its product is annotated as alpha/beta-Hydrolases superfamily protein. The record is from RefSeq and is marked reviewed. The transcript is spliced from 3 exons. Lineage: Eukaryota; Viridiplantae; Streptophyta; Magnoliopsida; Brassicales; Brassicaceae. Gene Ontology annotation, molecular function: catalytic activity; epoxide hydrolase activity. The coding region runs from base 251 to 1378 and encodes 375 amino acids.
GAAAUACAAAAGAAAUCCUAACAUUAUUGUAUCCACUCUAAGAAUUUGGCUUUCUUUUCGAAAGAAAUACAAAAAAAAAUCUGAAACACUUUCGAAUAAUUUGUUGAUUACCUUCUUCUUUUAUAUUCCUUGUGAUCUGCUUUACAGUUUUAUACAUACACAUUUGAUUGGACCAUUGGUUCGGUAUUCUUAAACGACCGGAGAUUUAUCCACACAACGUCUUCUCGCAGCCAAACACAUCAAACUACACAUGUUCUUCUUGUGUAGAAAACUCUCACUUUCACGAUUCCGACACCAUUUUCCUCUCAGACUCCGUCGUUUUCUUGGGGAAAACCCAAAUCCAACUACCCAUUUCUCUACAUUACCCGACAAUCAAACAAAACGACCAGAGAAGUCGAGACUCGACGGCGUAGAACACAAAACCCUAAAGGUAAAUGGCAUAAACAUGCACGUGGCGGAGAAACCCGGAUCCGGAUCCGGAGAAGAUCCGAUCAUACUCUUCCUCCACGGAUUUCCGGAGCUUUGGUACACGUGGCGACACCAGAUGGUUGCGCUCUCUUCCUUGGGAUACCGUACGAUCGCGCCGGAUCUUCGUGGGUACGGAGACACAGAAGCGCCAGAGAAAGUUGAAGACUACACUUACUUAAACGUGGACGGAGACGUGGUCGCACUAAUCGACGCCGUGACCGGCGGAGACAAGGCGGUUUCUGUUGUUGGUCAUGACUGGGGAGCGAUGAUUGCGUGGCAGUUGUGUCAAUACCGACCUGAGAAAGUCAAGGCUCUGGUCAACAUGAGCGUACUCUUCUCUCCGAGGAACCCUGUUCGAGUUCCGGUUCCGACACUGAGACACGUGUUCGGUGAUGAUUAUUAUGUCUGCAGAUUUCAGAAAGCUGGAGAGAUAGAGACAGAGUUCAAGAAGUUGGGAACAGAGAAUGUGUUAAAAGAGUUCCUCACAUACAAAACCCCUGGACCGCUCAAUCUCCCCAAAGACAAAUAUUUCAAACGCUCAGAAAACGCUGCGUCUGCGUUACCACUGUGGUUAACACAAGAAGACCUUGAUUAUUACGUCACUAAGUACGAAAACAAAGGCUUCACCGGACCCAUUAACUACUACCGCAACAUUGACCGAAAUUGGGAGCUGACUGCACCAUGGACCGGUGCUAAGAUCCGUGUACCGGUGAAGUUCAUAAUCGGAGAUCAGGAUUUGACGUACAAUUUUCCGGGGGCUAAGGAAUACAUCAACGGUGGCGGUUUCAAGAGAGAUGUACCAUUGUUAGACGAAACCGUCGUGCUCAAAGGAUUGGGACAUUUCCUACACGAAGAAAACCCUGACGUGAUCAAUCAACACAUUCACAACUUCUUUCACAAGUUCCUUUAAAAUCAUAAACUAAGGAAUCGUUAAAUAAAACAAAAAUAACAUUCGUGUGUUUUACCGGUUAGUGAAAAUCUUAUGUCCAAUAAAUACCGGGAAAAUCGGAGUAAACCGGAUUUAAUCUUGAUCGGACCGAUUAAUAUGAAAUUAAGAAUUUUC